Messenger RNA from Chelonus insularis, 2336 nucleotides. RefSeq lists its product as uncharacterized. The record is from RefSeq and is a predicted model, not a curated record. Lineage: Eukaryota; Metazoa; Arthropoda; Insecta; Hymenoptera; Braconidae. The transcript has a single exon. Bases 325 to 2244 code for a protein of 639 amino acids.
AAUGUGGGGAUUAGGUACAGCUGAAAUCAGCAGGUAAUCCUAUACCUGCUUUUCAACCUGUCACAAGACCCUUAUACAAGUUUUUUCCCCUCCAUUUUAACCAAGCAAAUUUUAGUUUUGUGGGUAGCAUUUUUGUUGCCACUAUACAACGGUUAUUCUUCGCGAUUUCAACCGUUACAAGACGCCGUUUUAUAUAUAACACUCAGCAUAAUGUGAUAUUUUAACGUAUCAUUAAGUCGAUACGAGAAAAGUGUUUUCCAAUUUAUUUAAAACAAGUGAAAAAAGUUUUUUCCAAAUCACAGUAUUAAUUCUACGUUAAAAAAUAUGAUGCCUAUAUUUCGAUCUGAAGCUUUUAUUUUACCGAUAGCAACAAAAAUAGACAAAAAAUCAAAUAAUAUUGUCGAUGACUUAUCAAAUCUACAACUACAACCUUGUAAAUCUGUUGAACUAUGUGAAAAGGUUGAAAAUAAUAGUGAAAAGGUUACAGAAUCUAAUAAUAAUGAAAUAUCUACUGGAGCCAUCAAAAAAUCAUGUGAUUUAAAUUCAAACGUUUGUUUACCUAUUCUACGUAUUAAUGAUGUUGAUUUAAGCGAAGAAGUAAAGUGCGAUAUGGAAAAAAACCAAGACACUGAACUAGAAUUAAAUAUUCAAAGUGAUGAAUUGUAUGGUGAUGAAGAUCAUAUUUAUGAUAUACCGUUUUUCCAUUUAAGAAAUGAAGGAGUCUCAGCAAAAAAGGAUGAUGGUGAAAGUAAAAAAGAAAAAGAAACUGAUGUCAUUAAUUUAGAACCAAUUUAUGAAGUGCCAUAUCAAGGAAAUAAAACUAAGCAACCUGCAAAAUUAAGAGAACGGUUUGAAACAGGUGAAUAUGUUACGUUGCAAAUGAUUUCCAAACAAAAAUCUAAAAGUAAAAAUUUUCCUAAACCUCCUCUAAGAACAAGCAGUUUGAUGUCUAUUGAUGAACGAGAAGAAAUGUCUGACAAUCUAAAUGAUGAUCUUUGUUGUCAUGGAUAUAAAUAUGGAUGCACCACUACUACCAAAAGACCUGAAGAAAUUUCAAAAGAAAUAUUUGAAGUCAAUUGGAUGAAAAAAUUAGAACAAUUACGGGCUAAAGAAGCAACAUUAAAAGAUAAGGAAACUUUAUUAUUUGAAAGAGAAAGAUUACUUUUUAGAAAAGAAAAAGAACUUCGAAUAUUGGAGAGACUUAUAAAAGAAAAAUUGCAACAUGUUGAAUUAUGUUCAAGGCGUUAUCGAUCCCAAAGUAAUGAGCUUAUUCAUGAUCAUGAAGCAGAUAAUAAGUUUGUAGAAAAGUCCAAAAAUUUACAUGCUUUUAAUCAUCAGUUUAAUGGACAUGUUCGUUCAUUAGAGAGUUUGGAGUCUUACUCUAAAUCAGAUCAACGAUCAACAGGGAAUAUAACUCGAGAAAUAGUAACUCAAGAAAUUUUGAAAUCAUAUGGAUCUUUAGGUUCUGGAAUUAGUUUAGCUAAUGAAAAGAAUAUUAAAAAUCCUCCGAAUUCACGAAGUUCUUUAAUGACUGCUAAACCAUCCGUUGAACUCCAACCACAGCUGACUAAAAUAGAAAGUGAAUUUUCUCAUUUUACGAAUCGACAUUCUUUCCAUGGAUCAAGUGCUUAUGAUAGUACGAGGAUAAAACGUAAACCUAAAAUUCACUAUGACGAUUUAGACUCCACUCUUUCUGCUGACAUUGGAGAUUCAUCGUUCGUUGUUACAUCAAGGAAGUUCGACCCAGAAGUUUUUAAAAAACCUUAUGCUUUUACGAGAACUCUGAGUGAACGACGACCCAGACCAGUGUCUGAAAGGAUUGUAGAUAGUCAAGAUGAAGAAAGAAAGCUAAUAAGACGAAUUAACGAUAAUGUGUUUGGAUCUUAUGAUGGAAAUGUUAAAUUUCAAAAUUAUGGGCUGAUUGAUGUUCAUAAAAGUGGAAAUGAAAAAGUUGAAGGAAGGAAUAUUACUAAUGAUAGAAAAGCAUCAACGUUGAAUCUUAAUGAUGAGAAGAAAAAGAAAAAUAAUAAGAAAGAUAAAAAAAUUAAUAAAGAUCGACCUUCUUCGUGGAAUGAAGCAACUGAUGAAUGGCUACAGAAAAAGAGACAAGCUUAUAAUAUGCAAACAGCAAAGAGGAUGUUACAAACGAACUUUGACAAUAAAGAAAAUCAUGGAAGUCAAUUAAAAAUAAGCCAUGAAGUACAAAAAAAAGUUUCUAAAGAAAAGAAAUUUAAUAUAUUUUAAAUAGAUUAUUUUUUUAUCUUGCCAACCAAUUACUGUCUUUAUAUAUAGAUUUAUAUUGUAAUUAAUAAAAUUUGUUAUUUAAUUGGAAUCAA